This is a messenger RNA of Trypanosoma cruzi, 2106 nucleotides long. RefSeq lists its product as uncharacterized. Lineage: Eukaryota; Euglenozoa; Kinetoplastea; Trypanosomatida; Trypanosomatidae. The record is from RefSeq and is a predicted model, not a curated record. Bases 1 to 2106 code for a protein of 701 amino acids. Gene Ontology annotation, cellular component: SWI/SNF complex. The transcript has a single exon. Gene Ontology annotation, biological process: positive regulation of DNA-templated transcription.
AUGACGUCUAUGGCGCCGCAGGGUUGGGCGCAAGGGGGCGGCGACCGUUGGUACCCACAACAACAACAGCCUCAGCCUCAGCCUCAGCCGCAACUCCCGAUGCAACCGCAGAUGCAACCACAGAUGACUGUUGGGCCGCAGUGGCAAUCGAUGAAUGGGGCACCGCCUUCCAUGGGGUUCCACCCGUCAUAUCCGCGUUCAUACAUCACGCCCCAGUCGCCUCAAAUGCAACCGUCAACACCCCCGCAAACACCUCCACAAACACCAUCAUACAAUCUACAGCCACCACAGAUGUAUCCACAGCCGCCAAUGGGUCAACCGCCGUUCUGGGGGGUGCCGCCGUACCAGCAAGGGUACGCACAACAAGGCUGUUGUGAUCAAAUGUGUUAUACCAUUCCCGGUCAGCCUGGACCAUGUGAUGGGUGUGGAGGUCAGGCGGUGGGUAGUGGUUGUUGUUGCUGCAACAAUGGACCAAUGGACCCUUACUGUUGUGGACAACCAACGACGCCUGGUUGUAUGGACUGCCUGACAUCUCACUGUGAAUAUACAUAUUGUGUUAUGAUCUUUUUUACCAUACUCAGCGCGGUGGGUUUUAUUGUUGUGCUUGUAUAUGCAGACGAUGACAACCUUUUUAAAAGAUUUCGUGCUAACAACACGAUUGGGUUGCAGGAAUCCAUAAGGGAACAUAUUAUUAUAAGUACUAGUUGCGAGGCUAACAAAUUAAUUGGUCUCGCCGGCCGUGUGUGCAUGGAAGGUAACCUCAAUGCAAACACGUUUGUCGUUCAACUCAGCGAAUGGAAUAUACAGAGAUACACUCUUUACUUUAUUGCCAUGUUAUUUUCCAUUGUAACACUCGUGUAUGCGACAAUUGUGCAUUUUCAGCGUCAGAAAGUUGAGAGAGAACCCAAAGCUGUUUGGCCCUCUCAACAACAACAGCAGACAGGCAAGCAAAGACCUGAAAAUACUGCUCAGGAUGCGGCACAUGGGGCCAAUGCAAAGGAGCAACAACAACAAAAACAACAACAACAACAACAACAACAACAACAGCAGCAGCAGCAACAACAACAACAACAACAACCCUUAUCACCUUCCAUUAAUAGGCCCAUUGAAGUUUACGGCACGCCUUUUUACGAAUUUAUGCGUAUUGCGUGGUUUGUAAUGGGUGUGGCAGUUGUCUUUUGGGUGGCUAAUCUAUUGUACUCCUUCUGGGCCUUUUAUUCAUUUUAUCAUCGCUCCACAACAGGACCGCUGCGGAAGUUUUUUGAAGAAUACAAUACCCGUUUCAGUGCCUCUGUCAUUUGUGUCGGGAUUUACCUUGCAUGGCCUAUUGUAAACAUCUUUGUGGAACUGGUCUUGUGGAUAGUCUUUUUUUUGCCAUGGCUUAUAUUCCGGACAUUAUUUAAACCUGGUAUUGGAAAACUACGACCGGCACUUCCACUUGAUAAAAUGCCUGGAUGUAUUCGUUGCGACAUGUUUUUUAUGGACUUUAAUGAAGUUCAACGGGCCGGCUUCUCGGAACCCGCUUGGAAGCUCAUAACAGGCAGCACCACGCCACUCUUCCCAUGUUGUGAGGACCCUGCCGUUGAUAGGGAUCCCACAAUGGCGGCGUGGCAUCAAUACCAGUAUGAGUGGUACAUGCGCAUGCAGGGGGCGUACCCGGUACCUGGAAUGCAAGCCAUCGGUCCGCAAAUGUUGCCGUCUCCCACGACAUCGGUCUCUGUGGAUAUGCGGGAGGGUGAAUCAAGACAUCGAACACGCAGCGGCAGCGCACGACACCACCGUCGCCAUCACAGGAAUGAAGCCGGUGGUGCGGCGGACGAAAGCGCCACUAGUCCAGCGGGGGGCAGCAGCCCACGGCGGGCCUCGGGUGCGCAGACUCAAGACGUUGAGGAGGGCAGACACAGACGACGGCGUCACAGCAGAUCAAAAAGAGGUGAAGAAGACGGCGGGGAAACGAAUGGCGGAGCUGUGGAAGGCCGACACAGACGCCACCGCCGCCACAGUCGUGGUGAAGGCGACCAAAGCAACACCAUGACCGGUGUUACCGCAGAGCGGAGCACUCAAAAGCAUAACGCGGACUUGGACCGAAUGUUGGAAGAGCUAUAG